CAAGAUGAAUAGAAUGACCAAACAAGAGUCAAAAGAUUUCGAGAGAAUUUCAGCUUCCAUAACUGAGGCAUUGCCGAUGUUGACGGAAGUAAUAGACAAUAGAAAGGCCUUAGUGAGAAUUCUUCGAGACGAAGCAGAGAAAUUGAAUAAAUUGGAAAAAGGCGUACAGAAAAGUGAAAUAACCGGAAGCGCGGUUGGUGUUAUAGGAGGCGUGAUGAUUUUAGCUGGGGUAUUAGGAGCACCCUUCACUUUCGGUGGCUCUUUAUCUCUCACAUCGGCAGGGGGUGCCCUCGGUGCGGCAGGUGGCAUAACUGGUGCUGGUGCGGCCAUCGCAAAAUCAAUUAUUACUCGUAACAAACGCAAAGAAAUUAACAAACUUCUAGAAACAGACGAAAGGUUGAUGGGGAAACUGAACGAAAAAUUAAAGCUUGUUCAUGCUUCUGCGAAAUUAGUUUUUUCCGGAACUAAACUAGUCGCAAGGCUUGCUAAAUCCGUGGUAAAAACGCUCCGCGUUGGGGAUGUUGCAGCAGAUGCUGCGAAAGUCGGUGCAAAAGGUCUAAGUAAAUUUUCUAAAACCAUAAAAAAUGGUGGCGCUGUUCUUACAGCCAUAGCAAUACCCUUUGAAAUAUACAAUAUUGUAUCCAAUUCAGUAGAUAUUCACAAAGGUAAACAGAAUGAAUUGGCCAAAGAAUUUAAGAGGAUAGCGAAUGAGAUCGAAGGAACUGAGAAACAUCUAAAUGAAAUGAAAUCCAAUCUGUCAAACUCUGUACAAUAA
This is a messenger RNA of Patella vulgata (common limpet), 775 nucleotides long. RefSeq lists its product as uncharacterized. Gene Ontology annotation, cellular component: membrane; extracellular region. Gene Ontology annotation, biological process: lipid transport; lipoprotein metabolic process. Gene Ontology annotation, molecular function: lipid binding. The transcript has 2 exons. The coding region runs from base 5 to 775 and encodes 256 amino acids. Lineage: Eukaryota; Metazoa; Mollusca; Gastropoda; Patellidae. The record is from RefSeq and is a predicted model, not a curated record.